Messenger RNA from Nematocida minor, 1866 nucleotides. RefSeq lists its product as uncharacterized. The record is from RefSeq and is a predicted model, not a curated record. Bases 1 to 1866 code for a protein of 621 amino acids. The transcript has a single exon. Lineage: Eukaryota; Fungi; Microsporidia.
AUGUGGAUUGAGGUGUACACUGAAGAGAGCUACAAAAUAGAAAAAAGAAUAGAAAAUGCGCCAGAAGAGAAAGACAGCACAAGCGCAAACGAAAGCGAAAACGAGGGCUGUGGAGAGUAUUAUUCGCCCAGAGAGUACGUAAUAAAUGCGAUGGUAGGAAGGUACAGGCUGCUAGAUAAAAUAACAGGAGAUGUACUGUGUGGGAGCUGGUCAUUCAAUAAAUUGCUGCAAUGGAUAGAAGAGGGUCUACCUGAUCUUUUCGAGAGCGUAGCAUUUGGCCUGAACAUUGGAAGCUAUAUUAAGUCGUAUGAAGGAGAGCACUCUGUGGUAAUACUAGGAAGUAAUGGGAUGGGAGUAUUUUCUUCUGAAGACCACAGGAUAAUUCAGUAUGCAAAUAUCAGAAAAAUAGAAGUAGGAAAACUCAUGACCAUCCACAUGCUGCCGGAGGUAGUGGAAAAUGGAGCAGGAAUGAACAGCCCGCAGUGCAAUGAAUAUGAAAAAGAAAGCUUUGAGAUUUUCCAAGAUUUGGAGAAAGAAAUCAUCACUCUGUCAGUCUCUCCGAUAGAAGAGGGCGGCUCAGUGCGAAAUCUGCUGUUUCGCAGAAUAUCAGAGAGAAUUUGUGCAACCAUUCCACUGUACAACCAGAAAAUAAACCAUGUGGCGGUGCAUGAGACCGGAACCAUCUCUCUAACCGACAAUUUUAUAAUUAUCAAAGAAGAUUUAAGGUAUUUAGCCAUGCCGCUGUGCAUGAUCCGAAAAGUAGAGGUGGUUAGAGAGUGGAAAACUGUGCUCAAAAUUAGGGAUGCAAAUUACAGAAAUUUUGAGCUCAUUUUAGAGGACAGUGGGACUGGCAUUGAUAAAGUUCUUGCAAACAUCUCAAAAGAGUCGCCUGCCUUCAAAAGCGCAUACUUUUCUGUUCUGCUGGAUAUAGUGGAGAAUAUGCACUUCUACAGCCAGCACACACAAUCCGCUAGCAACUGGUCGAUGGGGAGCACAUCAGAGUACAGAAUGUAUCUGUGCAUGAAGCUCAAGGACAAUCUGAACUUGGCUAUUCCCAAAGAGGAAAGGCCGUUUAUGUGGAUGGGCUGCUUUUGUCUGUGCGGAAUGGUGGCCCAACCUGAUUUGUAUGAACUGUCAAUUGAAAAAUCAAAAAAAGUAUUUUACCAGUCAUAUUCGCAGAUAGACAAGGACAUUGAAAGGUCGAUAUAUGGCGAGAUUCCAGAAAAGACGCUUGCAGGGUUUAAGAGAGUGAUGUAUGCAUUUGCAGCAGCAAACAACGACGAGUAUCUGCAGUCACACUCCAUGGUGGCAGGCGUUCUUUUCCGAGUGCUUGGCGAGAGCGGGUGCUUCUAUGGCCUCAUUCACAUUUUCACACGAACGCUCCCAGGGUACACAGGCCCCGACAUAUACGGGAUGCACAGGGACAUUUGGGUAUUUAUUGAAUUUGCAAAGGAAAAGUAUCCGGGGCUGCACGAAAACCUUACUGAAAAAUCGAUUGAAAUGGAAAUACUGGUCACUCCCUGGAUUCUUGGCCUGUUUACAACGCUGUUUCUCCAGCCGCAAAUAGAGAGCAUAUUCGACUACAUUGCAUACUACGGCGCGAGUUUCGUGUUUAAACUUUCUCUGGCUCUUCUUGAAAGAAUGUACUUGGGGCUAUCAAGAUCAAAAGCAACAGGGUCUAUAUUAAAAACAUCAAAGAACUACUUUUUCAAGAACACAAGCAUGCCUUCGAUUGACUCUAAAGAGUUUGGCACACUUAUGUCUUUGGCCAAAUCAGAUAAGCUGGUUACUUCUGAAAUAGUUCUUUACAAAAGACAGCAGUACGAGCUGCUCCACAGGAAGAACAAAGAAGAUCUCCUGAAAUAA